Geodia barretti is the source of this 1503-nucleotide messenger RNA. The record is from the annotation of a GenBank genome assembly. NCBI's taxonomy places the organism in Eukaryota, Metazoa, Porifera, Demospongiae, Tetractinellida, Geodiidae.
AUGAAGUUGCUGGCAGAGGUUCGCUAUAUUAGCGCGAGUUAUUUUCUGUUCCGUCUGACAGCAGAUUUAGAGCGACUCCCCUACCCGUUGGCACCCAUUCAGGCACAAGGUGCGACCGCAUUAGCCGAGACCACCGGACAAGGCGAAACAUGGCGUUGGCGCGUCUUUUCGAUUGGAUCCAUGGCGGGAUUGUUCUGGGGGUUUUUCUAUAUCGGUAUCCCCUCGCUCACUGGGGUGAUGAUGUCAACACCGAUACAGAUUCUGAAAAUCCCAUUUAUCGACUUCACCCCGAGCAUCGAAAGCUUUGCGCCAUCAGGUAUGUUUGCCCUGUGGACAGAUUUCGGACUGAUACUACAGGGAUUUGUGCUGCCGUUCCCAAUCAUUAUGAGCGAAUUCGCUUCAGCGAUGUUCACUCAAUUUAUUCUGAAUCCGCGAAUUCUUUAUCCAUUGGAAAUCCUACAUCAGUGGCGUCCGGGCUUGGAUAUGCGAGGCACCAAGUUGUUUAAUGACCUCGACUUCUGGUUGAGUUUCAACAUGGGCAAAUCCUUUAGCUUUGCUGCUGUUGGUUUGGCAGCGUCCAUCCCAAUCAUGUUGAGCCUCAGAAAAACAAAAGAACGAGAGGCUGGUGCGCGAGGCUCGCUGCAAACGCCACCGGGACGUGGCGAUUUCCCAAUCUGGCUGAUGGGCGGCUUGUGGGUUCUCAGCAUGGUGGUGUAUGUGUGGAUUGUGCAUCGUAUGGUGCCAAACUUCCCCGUUUCGUUCCUGCUUGGUUUUGCCUUUCUGUACACUCCCUUGCAUUCCUAUAUCAAUGCACGAACAUUUGGGGUGCUAGGGCGACCUCUCUUCGUGCUGCCCUACAUCCAUCAAGCAACGUUUAUUUUAAGUCGCUACGAGGAGAUCGACAUCUGGUUUGUCCACCUACCAGAUGAAGAUUAUGGCGCGGGUACACAGCAUUGGCGUGUGCUUGAACUGACCGGCACAACCUUUACCAGCGAUGUCCUUGGGCGCGCCCUGAUGGCACCGCUCCUAAUUGUUGCGACAAUCGUGGUCUGGCAUUUUAUCUGGCAGAUCGCGCCUAUCCCGUCCUCACAGUAUCCUUUUGCACAGACAUGGUGGCCCCUCUACGCAACCGAUGAAUCCCUCUGGAAAACCUCACUCCGAGAUGGAAAUAGCCAGAUGCUACAAGCCAUUCGCGGCGACUACGUGUCAGCCGGCUUUACCUCCUCGGUGGCAAUUUACGGCAUCCUCUGGAUGGCAAAGUUGCCAAGUAUGUGGUUCUACGGCAUUGUCGGGGGGAUCGGUCAAGACCCAGGGAUGAUGGUCCCACGGGUUAUCGGCGCACUCAUCGGUCGGUUUUACAUGAUCAAGCAGUUCGGUCUGAAACGCUGGUUUAUGUAUAACCCCGUCUUGGCGGCAGGUUUCGUCUGUGGCGUCGGGCUUGUCGGCAUGGCAACGGUUGCGAUUGCACUGGUCUCCAAAGCAGUGAUUGUCAAACCGUUCUAA